GGCCAUAAUAUUAUAUCACCGGCUGGUGCUUUUGUCGGUUUGUAGUCCCACCAAACCAUAUCUGAUCCGUCCUUAUCAGUUUUCUAUCUCUUGUUAUGAAUAUAAUGAUAAGAAAAGUUAUAUAAAGGUAAACAAAAGUUGUACAGUUAUGUUAAGCAUUGUAGCGUGUCUUGUGCGACAUAACUGCCGUUUUUCCAUUUUAAAUGUACUAUAUAAAUACCAAAAGUGAAGUGAAUUAUGUGUGAAAAAACAGAUUAAAAUGAUCGAUACCGCGUGUAAGAGUUACAAACAUUUCGGUGAUUUAAAAAACCGUUAUUUUGGCGAGGAGUUUGAAGGAUUGCCGGCUAUAAUCGAAGGUGAAGUUGAAGAUUGGCACAGCGAUCCGGCCGAAAAUGCUACUUCUACCAAUCCAUCUUCAAAAUCGCCCUCAUCUAAAACUUCAACCACCGAAGAAACGAUCGACGAGAAUGCAAUAAAACACGAACCGGAUGAGAAAACUCCCCGUAUUCGUUUAAAAGCAAAUUUAGCGACAGAUCCGGCUCUGCAAACUCAACCGAUAACUUUAACGAACCCAAAAAUAGAAUCUGAUUUCUCCAGUAGUUAUUUGACGGUACUUCAACCGGCCAUUCAAAGUGCAUUAGCGUCAAGAAGAUUUUUUCUUCCGAAUAUCAUACCGGAAACGCAAGUCGAAGAAUCUAGACCGUCUACCGUUCCCAUAUUCCAAUGUUCUCCUUGCGGGAUAAGAUUCUCAUCAUUAAGUACUCUAGAAGCACACCAAACUUACUAUUGUUCUCAUCGAACUAAGAAUGUAACGGACGACGAUUCCAAAUCAGUUACCGAUCCGAACGGAAACCAAUCAGAUGCCGAUUUAUCAGAACCGCCUACUAAAAACAUCCGUAGCGGUAAACAAUACACAUGUACUCAUUGUUCGUAUAGUGCCGAUAAAAAAGUUAGUUUGAACCGUCAUAUGAGAAUGCACACUGUAUCUCCUAGUCCUAGUCCGUUAAAUAUCGUAACUACGCCGAAUGGAGAAAGUAGCGGUGUUAGUAAUACGGAUAGAUACUGCGCAGAAUGCGACAUAAAGUUCAGCUCUCAAAAAACAUAUCGUGCCCACAAGAUGCAUUACUGCAACUCGAGGCAUACAAUUAAACCUUCAACAACUGCUACUACAACAACAAAGGCAUCUUCUAGUACAUCAGGAUCGUCACCAACGUCUCCCGUCGAUUCUAGACCGUGCAGAUCACCAUCGUCCCCUUCUUCGCAACAACCCUUUUUAGCUUUACCUACAAAUCCCAUUAUAAUUGUGCCAUAUUCCCUAUUUAGAAGUGCUAGUGUAUUUCCAGCUUUGUCCGUACCAUCAGGACUACCAAAUCCGGAUACUCCUUGUUUUCUUCUUCCAAACGGAACUCUACAACCUAUGACGAGCGCUCUAGCCAACCAACAGCAAUCAACUGACGCUAAAUCCAAAGAUCCUCCCGUUAAAGAGCUUCCUUCUUCGGCACCAUUAGAUUUAAGUAUUCGAAAAUCUCCAGACAAUAACGAUCUGAUCGUAGAUUUUAGUGAGGAACAGGAUAGAAUCACUCCAAUUCAAUCUGUCAGUCCAGAAAAAAGUAAAUCGAUACAAUCUUCACAAAACUCACCACCAACGACUCCAAUAUCUCGUUGUGACUCCUCACCUUCGCCUAAAGUUAAAGAUGACGCUUCCAGAAGUGGUAGUCCGAAGAGAUUAAGAUCUGUUUUGAAACCAACACAAGAAAAAUCGAGGACAAGUCCCGAAACGAACAAUUUUCAGUCGUUCGAAGGGAAUCCUUCUUUGCAUCCAUUAUUGAUGAGAGGAUCUCUGCAGCUACUCGCUCCCGACGUACAAAUGAGACUAGAACCUCCAGUCAUGCCUCAAGUUUUAGUGAAACAAGGUGUGUCAAAGUGUAAAGACUGUAAUAUAGUGUUUUGCAAACUCGAAAAUUAUGUUGUACAUAAAAAACAUUAUUGCUCCGCUCGAAAUCAAGACGAAAACUCUUCAAAGUUUUCCGGUAGUCCUCCGGUUAGUCCAGGCAGCUUGGAGGCAACUAGCCCGGCAGGACAAUAUCAGCAAUUGAUUUGUUUAGCUUGCGGAAUCAAAUUCACGUCGUUAGAUAAUCUCAAUGCUCAUCAAGCAUAUUACUGUCUUAAAAGGGGAGAAGUGGAAAUUCGUAAAUGCGGAAAAUGUAAAGGAUUAGCGGAACCUGGACAUCAGUGUAUCCCUCACGGGGUUAAUUUAUCGGGAUGGAAAUGUCCCUGUUGCGACGUCAUCAGUCCUACAGCAAGUGCAGCUCAAAGACAUAUGGAAUCUCAUACAGGAGUGAAGGCUUACAGAUGUACUAUAUGUCGGUAUAAAGGAAAUACUUUGAGGGGGAUGAGGACACAUAUUCGGAUGCAUUUUGAUAAGAGAUCUUCUGAUUUACAGGAAGAGAAGUACAUCUCCUAUAUCCUCGAAGACGAAGGUUCGAAUACUGUAGAAGUGAACGUAACAUCUGCCGAAUCUUCCGAAGAAAAAGUGUCUUCUCCUAUCGCAGAAUCUAACGUUUCAGAAAACCUACACUACUGUCUCCAUUGCUCAUACAAUUCCACUUACAAAGCCAACGUAAUCAGACAUAUGAAAUUAGUCCAUGACGCUCUUAUAACUGAAGAAACAUCGGUAAACGGUCUGUCAGAUAAACACAAAUCCAUGCCAGUACUGGACGACGAAGAGGAAGAAAUCUUAGUGAAAAAAGAAGCUAUAGAACCAGAAGUAAUAAUAGCCCAAGGUGAUGAGCCUCUGAUAAAAGAAGAAGCGGCUAUAAAAAAUGUAAAAAGUAAAUCGAAUGACGAAGAGGAUCAUGUCCAGGAAGCGGCUAGGUCGGGUGCUAGAUAUUGUAAAUCAUGUGACAUUUAUUUUAAUUAUUAUUCGACGUUCGUGGCGCACAAAAAGUUUUACUGUUCGAGUCACGCAGGUGAAAUAUCAAACGCAGCUUCGAAUAAUAUAAACAACAAUAAUAACACUUCGGCAAGUCGUACUGCCGAAGCAUCUGUGCUUUAAGAUAGCUGCUUAGGGUAUUUCUUUAGAUUUCAAUUUUUCAUUGAUAUACGAGACAGAUUAGAAAAGGAAUUAUUUUUUUUUAUUGUUGCUUUUCAAUUCAUCUCAACUCACACUCCGCAAUUUAAUAGUCCAGUCAAAUUGACUUGAAAAAAGAUGUUUUUCGAAGAAUGUGGAUAGUUGAAACUGAAAUUUUUUGUUAAAAUUCUUGAUUUUUUGGUUGACAAUUUGGUUGGUGCAGCUUCAAAACUAUUAAAAAAAAUAAAAAUCUUAUCUACACUGAGAAAAAUAUUGAAAAUAUAAAAUAUGAUAGUUUUUGAAAGUUAUUAAGAACAAUAACACCCUGUAGAUUUUAUUAUUGCCAUAUAACAUACAAAUAUAAAUUUAAAAUCAAGAUUAUUAGUUAGAAAUUUUGACAUUGAUAAAUCUUCAAGUCAAAUAUAGUUGCGACACAAAUUUUCUUGUACUAUAACACAAAGAAAAGAUUGAAAAGAAGGUGAAAACUGAUUUUUUUUUUAGUUAAAUUGAGGAUAAAUGGAUAAAUAUUUGAUGGAAAUUAAUUGGUACUGCUUUCAAACUAUAAAAAAAGAAAUUGUAACUACACUGAGAAAAAGAUUAAAGAUAUAAAAUAUGGCAGUUUUUAGAAAAUAAUAAAGAACAUGUAGAAAAUACCAGUGUUCUCAACUAAAAAAUUCAUCUCCCGAAAGCACUUAUCAAAAACCCCUAAAAUCCCAAUAAUUUCUAUGGAUUCCUCAUAAAAAAACUUUUUUUCAUAAAAUAAAUAAUUGAAUAUUUUUAAAUGAAUAAAACAUUAAAAAUAUCAUUAAACAAAUAAUAAAUUUCUAACAAUAGAUAAAUAAUUUCAUUCAGCAACAUAAUUUUUUAAAAUUCUUUAUUCAUAAAUCAUCGAAAACUUCAAGUAACAAAUAAUUUUCUUCAGAUUCUGAUUUUUUUAAAUCGUAUAUUAUACUAUUAUACCUUUAUUUUAUUUAAUUUGUAAUUAGAAGUUAUAACAAUCUAUAUUUCCCCCCCUAAAUUUGGAGGGAAAACCCUUACUUUCCUCCCGCCUUCCUCUCUACUAAUACAAAGUUAACAGGGUCGGUAUGGCCCUAAAUGAUAGGUGCGUUAUAUAAUCAAAAGAAAUGACCUACAUUUUACACCCUUUAUUGGCGUACCGAACCAAAAAAAAACGUGACAUCCGCAUAUAAUUUUUGUUUCGAAACAAGUCUAAUUUAACUGGACUAUAAUUCUACUGGAUUAUAUUAUCACUAUUCAAAUUGUACCAUAACCUACAUGAAGAUUUUUGAGAAUUUUGUUGAUUCUUAUAAAUUUUCCACGAUUUAGAUAAGAUACAUUUCAAGUAUCGUUUUUUGAGAUUUAGAUAAAUUAAAUCUGAUAUUAAAUGAAUAAAGUAAUAAUAUUUAAUACAGAGCGCGGUUUUGAAUUAUUUUGAAAUGGAAGGAUUUUUAAUUUAAAACACCGAUUUUUUAAAAUUAGACACUUUGUCGGACCAAAGAAAUGUGCCACCAAAAGUUUGUUUCGAGAUAUUUGAAAUUUAAAUAUUUAAUCAAAUCUUGAAAUCAUUUUCACACGCAGUAUGAAAAUAAUUUUUUAUCUCUCAUUAUUAGAGUUAUUCUCAGAAAUUGAUAAAAUUUUUAUAACUCUUUGUAUAUAAACUCCUGGACAAAUAUAAAUACAACUUAGUCUCAAGUUGCAUUGAAAGAAUAAUGAACACCUACAAAUUAGUCGAAUAUGACCUUAACAUAACCUCAAUUCGCCUUAUUUGUUUGUUUGUUUUUACUGGAAAUAUACAUCAUACCUCCAAAUUGAAAAAAAAAAUCGUAAAAAGAGAAUAAAUGCAUGUUGAUCAACCCUAAUACCACGUAGGCCCUCCUCUACUUCUUAUGACUGCAUCCAUGAGUCGCGGCAUGCUUGAUAUCAAAGCUCACGGUAUAUUUUCCCAUUCUUCAAUAGCGACCUCUACGAGUUGGUUGUGAUUAGAAACUAUCUAUCCAUAUAUGUUCUAUAGAAUUAAUAUCCGGACUGUUAGAUGGCCACUCUAAUAAAGGGAUUUCGAAAUCAUGAGUGACCAAUAACCUGUCUUGCCACGUGGGGACGAGCGUUAUCCUGCAUGAAUAAAAAAUUAUGCCCAACAAACGGAGCAAAAGUUUUAUUGGGCAUUCAUAGACCCCGUAUGUAUAGGGAGCAAUUCCGUACAAGCAUCGAAGCAAAUUUCUCCCCAAAACAUUUUAGAGCCACCACCAAAAGGCACUUUAGGAGAGAUAUUAUAGCUGACAAACCUUCGCCAGAGAACAGAACCCGUUUACAAUCAUUGAUGGUCCAAUUCUGAUGUAUUCUUGCAAAAUUUAAUCUCUGAACUUUGUAUUUUCUGGUAUGCAAGGUUUUUUUUGGCUGGUUUUCUGUUGCUUAACCCUGCUUCAUGUAAACGUCUUCUAACCGUUCGUUUUUUUAGCACGUUGUCUCAAAAAAUGAUCAUCCAUUUGAUUAGUGCAACGUUUUCGCCCUUGUCCUGAUCCUCGAUGGUACGAACCCGUUUCAUUAUGUCCCCUCAUUAUGCGACUGAUGCUGGAAUGAUAUCUUUCUAAUAAACCAGCAACAUAUCGCAUGAAAUAUCCUUCGUUCAGGACCUCCUUCACCAUUGAACAAUUUCUUUGGCGGUUCAUUUUUUUACUUAUAUACUCCCAAAUCAAUUUCCAAACAAUUACAAUCAACAGCUUGCUUAUAACAUAAACUUUGCUUUAAGCAGUACUUUUUCAGUUAAUGUUAACACGGUUUUAGUCCAAUACGAGGUUACCUCACAUUUAUCCAGGAGUUUAUUAAUAUAAAGCAUCAGAUCUUUAAUUGUCCUCGAAAUACAAUGUUUCGUUAUUAAAAUUAUUAAAAUGAAUUUCUUUAUCUUAGCUACAUUUGCGAUAUCUUCGUGGGUUUCGGUUAGGAUAUAAAUUAUUAAAGAUAUUAGAUACAUUCUUAUUGUUUAUAUCAUUAUAAUAAUAAUUCAUUCUUUCUCAAGUAAAUAAUAAACAACUGUGUGCAGUUGUAGCUGUAUAUUAACAAACUUCGGCCGUAUUACGAAUCCUCUUUACAAACAAAAAUUCAUGAAAAUUCUGCGAACCGUUUCGGAUGUAAUUGUGGCGUUGCAUACUUAAAAUUCACUCUGUAUAUAAAAAUUUCUAGUCUGUCUGCAACUUAAAAAGAUGUUAUGUUAUAUUCAGGCCAGUCCUCUCUUUGUAUACGUACAACCUUUUUUUACUACCCCAACACGUAACUGUACUUAUUUUAACUGAUUUAGCUAAAAAAAUAAUGAAUAGGUUAAUUUUUUUUUAUUCAUAUUCAUAUGGGAAAAUUUUCAAGCCGAUAAGUUUAAUUGUACCUUGCAAUAUACGAAAUCUGGUUGACGACAAAGUAAUUUUGGUUUUGUAGUAUAAAAUAAAACACAAAGGCAUUUUAAGUGUUUUUUAAUUGUUGUGUGUAGCCUCUUCGCAACCUCUCGAACAGUUAUAAAAUGAUUCUUUUCAAUUAUGACUUUGAUUUGGUCAACAUCAACUUCAGUAGGUCCACCAGAACGUAGCCUAUCUUUGAGGGAAAAAUCUCCAGAAUCAAUCAGCACCAUAAGCUUCACAUGUUUCUUUGUGAGCCGCAGCAGCGUAACAUAUGCCGAAAAUAACCCACAAUUAAUAACUCUGAUAAAAAUCGCACACUUCUUGAUUUCAAAGUUACGUCAAUGUGAUCAGUAUUACGUGACAAACGAUACAGUUACUAAAAAAAUAACGCAAAGCUCUCCAUCAGUAAAAAGCGAAAGUACUUAGUUGCCGAACUUAUAAUUUCUACAAAUAUCGCAAAAAAACCACUUAUUCGAUCCUCUUAGUCCAAAAAACAACAAACACAAAAAACAAAACAAGAAUCAUGAAAAAUGCGAAGAAGAUCAAGACGAAACUCAAUUCGGCUUCAGAAAUGACUUGGGAAACGAAAAGCACUUUUUGCACUGAAUAUAUUACUACAAAAAUGCCGGGACCAAGGGAAAUAUGUACAACACGACAAGUUAAUAAAUAUAUUGAGAGAAAAGGAGUUGAUAGUUCCGACGUAAGAAUCAUCGGAAAAUUAUAUUGGCACCAAAGAGCGGGCGUUCGAAUCAACAGAGGAGUCAGACUCUCAUACUCUCACCAUCGCUUAGAGGCUUUUGAAAUGUGGUUAUAUGGACGCAAGCUCAAGAUACCGUGGACAGCUACGCAAACAAACGAUUCAGUCCUUAACAGAUCAAACGCGGUUCGUGAGUUGGUAGAUAACAUUAAAUGCAGGAAAAUAGCUUAUUUGGUACACAUAAUGCGUGGUAGACAGUUUAAUAUCAUUCGGUUGAUGAUGAUACGUAAAGAUGAAGGUUGUACAGGAAUUGGAAGGAAACAAGCCUCUUGGUUGAAGAAUAUGGAUUGGGAUAAGAAAUUAAGACUAGCUCAAGAUAGAAACAGUUUUGCCAUGCUGAUCGCCAACGUCAAGGAGACUUGAUACGGCACGCUAAGAAGAAGUCCAAAGGGUGUUUCAGAACUCAAGACUGCUAUUUCAAACGUUUCGAAUUGGAUGACUGUACGAUGAGAGUAUGUGGUCAAAAAUCCGUAUAAACUGUUUUAAUUUAAUUAUUUGCUGAUUAUUCUAUGAAACAAUGGUUACUAUACUAAAAUUACACACAUUUUAUAUAACUGAAUCGGCAGCCUUCCUAAUUUUGGUUUUUAAAUGUUGCAUGGAAUAUUCUCAAAAUUCAAUUUCUCAAUUAUUUACGUUUAGUUGCUUCCCAACCAUCAGGAUAAACAAAACGUUCAAUUGGACAUAGUUGAGGAACAUCUCUAGACUUCUCGAUAAAAGGAAUAUCCAACUCUGCAAAAGCUUCCACAACGUCCUAACCAAGCACAACCCUUCGGGAUGCUUUUUCAUUAUGAACUAGAUAUAAUCCACUUUUGUUCAUAUAUUUUGGCGGUUACAGAAUAUCCAGAAGGACAAAUGUAUGCUGAAAAAAGACCACGAGAAGAUAUCGCAAACCCUAUCAACACUUUCGAGUUGAACUAUUUGUAUCUUUUGAAAUACACUUCUAAAUUUACUUCCUCUCCUUUUUGACAAUAAUAUAUCUUGUCCAAUUGGUCUCAGUUGAUUAAUCGCCGUUUCACACCCGUCAAAAGUAAAAUAUGACUCGUCGUCGAUUUCCAAACAAAAACUUGUUGUCACUGAGAUUUUUUUAUCCAUUUGUUGCUUAUCAAAAUAUUCGGGUGUCGAUUUUCUUGAUUUUUGAACUACGUUCUAUUCAUUUAGAAGGCUGCUAACAUAUUACGAAUUUUCUGCCCGAUUUUCGCAAACUGACUACCUGUUUUCCGUGACCCGCUUUAACCAAAGCUUCUCUCUUCUUUUUUUCUGCCUGAUCCUGACUUUCGUUCAAUCGAAAUACCUGUUUCAACACGCCGACAGAUAUCGUAAAUUGUUUACUAAACAUUGUAGGCCUUGUUGAUCCUUUCAGCCUGAUCCUGACUUUCCUUCAAUUGAAAUACCUGUCUCAAUACGCCGACUGACAUCGUUUGUCUGGCUAUUACUAUUCUGAUCAAGUAAACCAUUUUUCUUCAGAUCUUGAUUUUGUUCUUAGAACAGUAUUUCCUCAAUUUCUAUUUCAAUCUCGAUGGAUUAUGAAAAAAUAUAAAACAAUAAUGGUUGUGGGGCAUGGAGGCUUUCCCAAAAUUAGUGAAUCAACUGGGCUUCAAAGCAGAACUGUUCCAAGGGGUCAAUUUGCUGCCCACUCAAAGGGUUAUUGAGUUUCAGAAUCAUGACAAUAUCUGUGUGAAUAUAAAUGAAAAUGUAAUUUUCCUGUUCUAAUGUGUUGUAGUAAAACAAAAUUAUAGAUUUUUACCUGUUGGGGCGAUAAAUGUAUAGUUGUUUAUAUGAAUCAAAUGAAUAAUAAAAUAUUAUGUAAUAGGUAUGUUAAAUGUUUUUCUUGUAUAUAAAAUAUGCAAUAAUUACAAAUUUGUUUUUUGUAAAAAUUAAAGAUUUAUAAUUUGUUCAUUUAUAAUUUUUCAGUAUAUAAUGAAAAUAUACUAUGCCAAAGGAUUAAAAUUUAAAAA
Messenger RNA from Diorhabda carinulata, 9165 nucleotides. It is a transcript of the gene ush, whose product is annotated as zinc finger protein ush. Gene Ontology annotation, cellular component: nucleus. Gene Ontology annotation, biological process: negative regulation of transcription by RNA polymerase II; positive regulation of transcription by RNA polymerase II; cell differentiation. NCBI's taxonomy places the organism in Eukaryota, Metazoa, Arthropoda, Insecta, Coleoptera, Chrysomelidae. Gene Ontology annotation, molecular function: RNA polymerase II-specific DNA-binding transcription factor binding. Bases 260 to 3055 code for a protein of 931 amino acids. The transcript has 3 exons. The record is from RefSeq and is a predicted model, not a curated record.